Messenger RNA from Hypanus sabinus (Atlantic stingray), 1596 nucleotides. Its product is annotated as calretinin-like. Gene Ontology annotation, cellular component: dendrite; synapse; nucleus. Bases 107 to 343 code for a protein of 78 amino acids. Gene Ontology annotation, molecular function: calcium ion binding. The transcript is spliced from 4 exons. Gene Ontology annotation, biological process: regulation of long-term synaptic potentiation; regulation of presynaptic cytosolic calcium ion concentration. The record is from RefSeq and is a predicted model, not a curated record. NCBI's taxonomy places the organism in Eukaryota, Metazoa, Chordata, Chondrichthyes, Myliobatiformes, Dasyatidae.
CCGAGCCCAAGGCAGUGGGUUCAGAGGCAGUUCAGUUUGUUUCUGCAUCCUGGAGUUUCCUGCAGCACUGUCGGCUUCAGAUCAACCAGCUGUGCGUGUGGAAGGUAUGAAACUGAAUGCAGAAGAGUUCAAUGCAAUAUUCACAUUUUAUGACAAGGAUGGAAAUGGUUACAUUGACAGUCACGAGCUGGAUGCAUUACUGAAAGAUUUGUAUGAGAAAAAUAAGAAGGAGAUGGAUAUUAAGAAAAUGACUGCGUACAAGAAAAACAUCCUGUCUCUGUCGCACGGUGGCAAGCUGUAUCGGAGAGAGCUGGAGAUGAUAUUGUGCACAGAACCUUUGUAGAAAGGGUCUCGCUGACAAAGAAAGCACCGCCUACGUCAUUCACGGCACCAUCCACCCACAGAACAAAACUGUGGUCUGAAAAGCACAGUUUUAUCCUGCAGAUUAAAAAUGCCAGAAGGGAUAGGUGUCAUUCUUUUCUAUGUCUCUCCUUUCCCCCAGCAUCUUAAAGCAACAAAUGGUAUAAUUAUAUACGUACGUACAUACAUACAUACAUAUACAUAUAUAAUAUAUAUAUAUAUACUGUAAUAUAUACACAGAGAGAAGCACAUUGUGUUUUGGUAAAUGCUUUUGUUUGCUAAAAGUAUGCCUGGGAUUUAAAGCAGAAGAUCAGUUAAGCAAGAGGCAAUUAAUUUUUGAUUACUCUGCUGCAUUCACAUUCAAUAUCUUGUCCUGGCUCUGAAGUUUCGAUAGUCCACAGGCUGAAGGGUUAGCAGGAUCUGUGCUGGCUGGCCUGCCUCCCAUUUGUGUGAGGAAGGAUCAGGUCUCGUACAUCUCUGGCCUGGCAUCGUUCACUGCCUUUCCCAUCCAUCCCUCUCUCCAAACGAAAUCCACCUUCAAUUAUUCGGGUCCUCCAAGUAAAGUGGUUGGUGAGAUUGAAAGAUAAGAUUCAUAAAGUUUAGAGGUAAAGAGAUGUCGAGCAGAAUCUCUUCACCCAAAGGGCAAUUCAGAUUCAGCUUUUAUAUAUCACAGGUACAAUGAGAUGCAUCAGCAACCAACACACCCUAAGGAUGUGCUGCGGGCAGCCCGCAAGGGUUGCCACCCCUUCUGGCACCAACAUUCAACAUUCUGGAUAGUUGAGGCAGAAAUCGGUAACAAAGGACAUUGAAUAAACAAUUAGAAUUCUUCCUUCACCACAACAGAUCCGGUAAAGAAAAUGGGAAUGUUGGAAAAACUCUGUGGACGGGCAGCAUCUGUGGAGAGAGUGCCAGAUUCAACACUUCUGGUCGAUGAACUUCUGUUGGAACUCUCAGAGUAGUUCCCGGCAUGAAAGGUCAGGCGCUUCUCCCUCCAGAGAUGCUGUCCGGCCUGUUGAAUGUUUCCACCUUUGAGUAUGUGAGAUUACUGGAAGGAGCCCAGGCUGAAUGAGCAGGCCUUGAGCUGACGUGGUGACUGAGUCCUGGAGCACUACAGCAUGGAAACUGGUCCAUGCUGAACUAUUCUGUCUAGUCCCAUUGACCCCUCACCUCUUAAAUGUCGCAAUUGAGACUGCACCCACCACUUCCGCUGGCAGCUGGCUCCACCCUCUGGGUGAA